Messenger RNA from Leptosia nina, 792 nucleotides. NCBI's taxonomy places the organism in Eukaryota, Metazoa, Arthropoda, Insecta, Lepidoptera, Pieridae. The record is from the annotation of a GenBank genome assembly.
AUGAACUCGUGUGUGGUGGUUUCCUGCCUCUUGGCGUUCGUUGCAGCAGCGUUCGCCAAACCGCAUGGACUCGGUCACAUAUCAGUGCAGUCCGUCGGGAGUAUUCCAAACCCAAACUACCACUUCAAUUACGCUGUCAACGACCCAUCCACGGGCGACAACAAGGGUCAGUGGGAAGAGCGUCACGGUGACCAGGUGCGAGGAGCUUACUCACUAGUGGAGCCAGACGGAAUCGUGCGCACCGUGGAGUACACAGCCGAUCCCCUCCGAGGUUUCAACGCUGUAGUCAAGAAAUCCGGUCCGAACAUCAACUCGGUGGCGAUAGCUGCACCGGCAGCGGCUGUAGUCGAAACCCCCGCUAUUGUAGCUCCAGCACCAGUCGUUGAGCACGUGGAAGCAGUAGCUCCAAUAGCAGAAGUCUCGCACGUCGACACCGGAAUACUAGCUCACGCGCCGAUAUUGGACCACGGGCCAAUUGUUGCGCCAGCGCCAAUAUUGGACCACGGGCCAAUUGUUGCGCCAGCGCCAAUAUUGAACCACGGGCCAAUUAUUGCGCCUGCGCCGAUCAUAGCACCAGCUCCACUUCUCAACCACGGACCUAUUGCUCCUCUGAACCCACACCUUGGACCAUUGAUCACUCCAGUACAUCAUUUGGACUAUCUACUCCCAGCCCCGGCACCUUUGAUUUCCGUAACUGGCACCACUUACAAUAGACAUGGACACGUCGCCCAGCGCUGGACAGCCGGGCCAAUCACACACGGUCAAAGCCUUACCAUCAGGACGAGGCAUUAG